This is a messenger RNA of Arabidopsis lyrata subsp. lyrata, 693 nucleotides long. RefSeq names its product replication protein A 70 kDa DNA-binding subunit B-like. Bases 27 to 464 code for a protein of 145 amino acids. NCBI's taxonomy places the organism in Eukaryota, Viridiplantae, Streptophyta, Magnoliopsida, Brassicales, Brassicaceae. The transcript has 2 exons. The record is from RefSeq and is a predicted model, not a curated record.
GAAAGUGCAACAUAAUUUGUACCAUAAUGAAUAUCGACACAGACUAUUCUUGGUAUUUCUUUAGUUGCCUCAAGUGUAGCAAAACUGCCUAUAAGAUUCCAAAGGUUGAAAAUGAGAUUGUCAAGAAAGGCAAGAAAGAAAUGUUUUGGUGUCCAACAUGUAAGGAAGACACUCCUAAGGUGAUACCAAGGUAUCUUUUAAACGUUGGAGUGAUGGAUAGCACUGGAGACACUAAAUGUCUUAUCUUUGAUAAAAGUGCACAAGAGAUAAUCGGUGUGUCUGCAGAGGAUUUGCUGGAAGGGAAGUGGGAUGAGGUAAACAAAUUUAUUGUUAAUAUGUAUAUAGACCAUAUUAUUCAAAUAUCUUAUAUACUUUUUUCAAUCUAUCAUAACAGAUUCAGGAUCCUACAAACUUGCCUCAGCCAAUCAGAGAUUUGGUUGGAAAGACUUUCCAGUUUCUGGUGACUGUUGGAAAGGAAAACAUCAAUGAAACUGAUGAUACCUACAAGGUUUCAACCGUUUGGCUGGGUAAUGAAUCUGACAAUCUAGAUACUAUUGAAGAUUCUGACCAGCAGACUGACCAACGUAAUGACCUCUCUAUUGAUCAGGUAAUGUUAGUAGGUGCAACCAAAAUCAAUCUAUCAAAAAGUUAUUCAAGUUUAUCACUAAAGGGCUGGAUCGUGUUUCAAUUAAA